Messenger RNA from Dermacentor albipictus, 3901 nucleotides. Its product is annotated as low-density lipoprotein receptor class A domain-containing protein 4-like. Gene Ontology annotation, biological process: negative regulation of transforming growth factor beta receptor signaling pathway. NCBI's taxonomy places the organism in Eukaryota, Metazoa, Arthropoda, Arachnida, Ixodida, Ixodidae. The record is from RefSeq and is a predicted model, not a curated record. Gene Ontology annotation, cellular component: Golgi membrane; early endosome membrane. Gene Ontology annotation, molecular function: R-SMAD binding.
GCCGGCGUUCAGAGGGCGUCACGCGCCGCCCUGGCAGCAGCGGGCAGCGGCUUGGCGGCUGCGCUGCUGCUGCUGCAUUUGCGUGUCGAGUGUUAGCCCUGCUGGAUGGCCUGCCGAGCGCCGAGCUCGGCUUAGCCUGGCCGCUCUGCUCUAGGCCCACCCGGAUAAUGCCCACAACGGCCGGCGCCGCCGGCCCCUCUGCGUUGCGGCUGACAUGCUGGCGAGCUCGUCCUGGGGCCAGGUGGUGAGCGGCCUGUUCAACUCGGUGUUCAGCCUGGGGCUGGUCGCCUGCAUCGUGAGCCACUACAGGAUGGGCGCCCGGUCGUGGAGUGAGCGGCGCAGUCGGCCGGCGCCCCACGACCCGCAGCCCUACCAGCACGUGCUCCUUCCGCCCGUGCAGUCGGCGCUGUACUCGUCGGCGAGCGCGGCGGAGCGCCAGCGGGCCGCCCUGGCCGCGGCGCGCGACGCCCAAGUGCGCGCGGCGUCGGUGCGCGCCGACCUGGCGCUCGAGCUGCCGCCGACGGUGGCGCUGCCCGAGGAGCACCCGCUGGCCGGCAGCGUGCGGCUUCGCGACGCCGACCAGGAGCAGGAGCUGUACGGCGCGUGCGUGCGCGCGCCGCCCAACCGGACGGUGCGCGAUGGGAGCCCGCCGUGCGGCGGCGGCCGGCUGCGGCGCGUCGUCGUGCGCUCCAACUCGGUGACCCCCUGCAACCGGACUGCGCGCUGGCAUAGCCCGGACUGCCAGCGGCCCGGGGGCGUUUGACCCCGCGCCCCGCGCUAUCUGUCUUUCAAUGGGCCAUGUGAUACGCUUCAGUGCCUGCCCCCCCUCGGGCCGCCGCGGCCCGCCCCCCUCUUUGUACAAACACGCCGGAGGGAAGAAGAACAAAGUAAACGUGACGAAGGCAUUGCCAGCGCCUGCCCAGGGGACUGACCCUGGGGUCCGCAUCCAUGGUACAAAUGUCUUCACAAUUAACUCUCAAGCAUUCCUAGUCAUGUUGUUGCUUCUGCUGCGAAUAGUGCAAGUCUUAGACGAAACCAAAUGGGCAAGAGGACCGCUGCUGAUGGGACUCUUCUUCGCAAGUGUGUGCGCAGGUUUCUCGCCCGCUGGUGCCCAGAGCCAAUUGCGUCGAGUGUCUUACUUGCAUCAAGAAGCCUGUGUACAAAGGCCCACUCAUUCUUUAGCGCAAUUGGAUGCACGUGCUAGUAAAACACACAACUUUUAACCCAACAUUUUUCGUUUGUCUUUCACAUGUAUGUUCAGUAACUUAGGGACAAAAAAUAAUAAACUCAGUAGUGUACAAAUUUUUUAGAAUGCACACAUAUACUCAUGCCUUAAGUAUUGUUUACAAGAUUGGCCGUAAAUAUGUGUUUUACCCAUAAAGGAGACAUACAGCUGUCGCCACUGAUGUUAUAAACAAAUUAAGUACCGACAAGCUUAGCCAACUUUGUUGUAACCCUUGGAAAAGCUCAAACAGGGCCAUUGGACUUUUGAGCAAUAGUUUCAACCGUUGCUAUUAUUUUGUGUGUUCAUUUCUUGUGCUGUACUGUGUCCAGAGCAGUUAGUGCUUAUAGUUUUGUUUUGAAACAGCCUUGAAGAAUAUCAGCACGAAUUAUGAUGCUGUUUGCUGAUGCGCUACCAGUUGAGUUUGCCAGCAACUGACUCAUUGAAGGAAAACUGUUAGUCACUAGGGUGAUGGCCUCCCCUGCGAUAGAGCAUUUGUGAAGAUAUUUUUCCAUGAUCAUUCGCGCUUGGUUCCUGCAAAGCUCAGUAGGAAAGAGUGGACAGACUGAGGGGCAGUUGUUGCGCAUGCAACAGAUGUGUAUAUAUUGUCCAAUGCCUAUUACUUGUAGAGUUCACCAUGUCAUCAUGACUGUCUAUAUUCAUCAUUAAAAAUAACUACUGCUGUACUUGUUCAUGAAAUUCAUAACUCCAAGCACAUUAUUGAGUGGCUGCAAAGUAUUCCCUCAUUUCAGCAGUCUGUGCUACCGUCUUGGUUAAAGAUAUAUUUCUCAUUUAUGGUUCCCAUGCUGAGUUGUACAGACAUGAAAUUGCAAUCCCUGGCCUUGUGGGCUACGGUUCUCGCUGAGAGGUGCAGAAAGAAUUGUGGCUCGUGCAGCUACUGUGGCCCGCUGCUCUAGUGGCUGGCUGUCUCUUAAAAAGCUCUGUCUGGAGAAAAGUUGUCGUAGUCGUUGCAAAGGCAGAAUAAAAGACUGCAUGAAUCCCAGUGUUUGGGUUGAGUUAAACCAGUGAUUGUUGUCGAGGUUAGUUGGGGCUCUAUGCAAGUCGCUCCCAGCUUGCAGAAUGGACAUCUUCUAUGGAUAGCACUUCUGUCUGCUCGGAUGCCAAUGCAAAACUCGAUUUUCGUGCACCGUAGACAGACCACUUGUGAGGAAAAAUAAACUGCCUUCUGCAGAUCGUGUUCCUAACAAAACGAGCGUGGUAUAUUUUGUAGCAUAUGUGUGUAUUCUACAGACUAUGCCCGCAUCCGUAAAUUACGAUGCCUGUUCUUGUAGCAACAGAUGUAGCAAAAUGAAGCAUGAUUGACAGCACACUGAGGACUUCUGCUGGACUAAUUGAUGCUGCUGGUGCAGUGGCUGCUAUGCAACAUUUUGUUUUCUUGUUGACGCCACUAUGUGUUCAAAUUAGGGUGGCAACUGUGUUUCGUUGUGCUGACACAGUUUUGAAAUGCAAAACAUGAACUUUGCUUUUCAUACCUCACUAGUCAUACGUGUCAACUUAGGUGUAUACUGUGGUGUCGUGGCACAAUAAAACUGGGCAUGGGAGUCAGGAUUAUGGUUCGGUUCCCCAGCGCUGCCCUGUCAGAACAGCUGCGCGUUUGCGACACGCGACCCAUUCGACAAGGCAGCCAAUGAAGCGACCCCGGGCAUUUUCUUCUUUUUUUUUAUGCCCGCUCUGGUAGCACCGCGCUGAUCUGAUUUUAUAUCCCCGUCUAAAUCUUCGAGUUGUAAGCAAGAACUUAACUAAUGUAGAUGUAUCUGCAUACACCGAUUUCAGAAAUCGUGAGUUGCGUUUACGUCUUGGUCAUCAAUUCGAAGCGUUUAAACGCACUGGGAUAACGAAGGAAAUUUUCAUCAGGUACAGCUGGGUGUAGUCGGCUUGCCCAGGGAUGGGUAGGGCUAUAUAUAUUUUUCCGAUGCCAAUGGUAAAUCACUUCUGGUAAACGGAAAGCAGGGUUCAAGAUCUCCAUCCGUUUACUAUGAGUGACUUUUGAAGACGGUGUGUUUACUGCACAGAAGUCUCUCGUCUGUCAAAGGCCAGACGCUUCCUCGAACGGGCAUAAUCCUGUCGACCAUUUGCUUGAGGUGUGCGCGAAAACACGGUACAGUCGCCAGCGCAUUGUCGCAUUGAAUAAGGUUCAGGUAUUUCAGUGCGAACAUUUUCACUGCAUCAGUGAAAGUAUUUCUGCGCUGUCAGUCCUUAACAGAUUGCCGAAUUCGUCGCUACAGCGACCGCGCUGUCGUCUUGUGUCAUGCACUAUACUUUCCCUGGAUAAAGAUUCGUGAAGGGCAUCGAAAAUGGGACCCGUUAAGAAAAACCUUCAAAAUUCCCGAAAGUAGUCGUUGUAUAUUCCUGUUUUUAUUGUUUUGCUUUUUUUGGUAGGCCGAACCGCUGUUCUGAGCGAUGCGGAGCGGGCGAGUUAGUAGCUUGAGACUGUGUCCUGACGAUCCGCAGUCUGUCGCCGCGUCUGUUGUGGAGGUCGAAAAGCAAGGUUGCAGGGACACAUUGCCGGACGCACGUGAACACUAGCCCUUGCGGCUGGUGCUUCAAAGAGCGCGCGCGAAGAGGUGCUUGUACAACUGUGUGACUGAUGUAUCCCUUGCAUAAGGGACCUGCAGUUGGUUUAAAUAAACGGAUAAACAUACGGCUUUUUUUUUCGAA